AGUCAGCUAUUCCCCUCCCAUGACUUCACUUCCCUCCCCUUCUCACAGACUUGACAUUUCAAAUCUCCAUACCACGCCAGUGCCACAACUACCAUGACCUUCGAAACAUGGAAAACUGGAAGCAGAAGGAUAAAGAAACAAUAUUCCUGCGCCUCACUGGGUACAUUUCCUCAUAUACAGAGGAGCCAAAGAACAGGGAGAUUGUGUGGACGAGAGGAAAAGAGGAGGAGAGAAAAAAGGCAGAGGGACACUGAGUAAAAAACCGACAGGAAACCAAAUAAUUCUGGUGCUGUUUUCUGCAAAUCCUCCUGAGAUAAAUCACUUCAGAGGACUGCCAUUCCUAAUCCACAUUUUACAAUUAGAACUGACAAAGGGUUUUCCCAUACAUUUUUGUAAGAUUGAUUGGAAAUGUAUAAAGCACUAAAACUCUGACAAAAAAAGUGACGUCUGCUUCAUUCUUCUCUCAAGGACUUUUCAGUCUCCCACACAUUUAGUGUGGUUGGUCAAGAUGUGAGCGGCUGAAUCCUUUUUGGGAGGUUUGUGUGGUUUUUACUUCUGGGCUACAUCUCACCCCUUUCCCAGGGUCUGUUGGAUCAAUGGUUGUGAAUUUGAGGAUUUGUUUGUUCUGAACUCCUGGACUACUAACUGGAUCCAGAUGAAGAAUAAAGGAACCAAGCAGAGGUCCAAAAAGAAAGGAAGUGAAAAUGCAUUCGGCUGUGACUUGACAGAACAUCUACAGAAUUCAGGACAAGACGUUCCCCAAGUUUUAAAGACGUGUGCAGAGUUUAUUGAGAAACAUGGCGUUGUGGAUGGGAUAUACAGACUCUCAGGGGUCACCUCCAAUAUCCAGCGACUCAGACAGGAAUUUUGCACUGAGUUGUGCCCUGACCUCACAAAGGACAUGUACCUCCAGGAUAUCCACUGUGUGGGCUCCUUAUGCAAGCUGUACUUCAGGGAGCUACCCAAUCCUCUACUCACUUAUGAGCUUUACAAGAAAUUCACUGAAGCCGUCUCAGUCCAGGAGGAUCAUGAAAGAUUACAGCAUAUUCAGGAUGUCAUUAAAGAGCUACCACUCCCCCACUUUAGGACUCUGGAAUAUCUUACCAAGCAUUUGGCCCACCUGGCCACCUUAAGCCCCCAGACUAACAUGCACAGCCGCAACCUGGCCUUGGUGUGGGCUCCAAAUCUGUUGCGCUCUAAAGAUAUUGAAGUUGCAUCCUGCAAUGGGGACAUGGCUUUCCUGGAGGUGCGGGUACAGCAGUCAGUGGUUGAGUUCAUUUUAAAUCACACUGAGCAGAUCUUCAACCAUGCAGCUGCACCAAUAAAACCUAAAGGACCCGGUUUGAUGUGUGGGGAGAAGUAUGCCACUUUGCCUAUCAGUGGCCAGGGUGGGCCAAUGAAGCUGAUGAGCCUGGAAGAGGCCCAGGCCCGCUCCCUGAGCCCUAACCACCCAGCGCGGAAAGAGCGUCAACGGGAGAACAGUCUACCAGAUACCAGCACUGCCACGCUGUACCAUACCGUCAUAGACAUAUCGGAUAGCAAAAGAAAGCUUUCUGGGAAAUCCAAAACGUGGAAGUCCAUCUUCAACUUGGGCAAGUCUGUGACAGACUCUAAGGGGAAACUGAGCCGGAAUGGGAGCGUGUUCUUGAGAGCACAGAACAUCACAGAAAAGGCAGCUAUCCGACCAGCUAGAAGCAUGGACUCUUUGUGCUCUCUGCCAACAGAUGAUGACAAGGCAGGAAAUUUCAACUCAGCAGGCGAGGCCAACGGUUUCUUUGCACCAGGCAUAAAAUCCAGAACACUUGGAUCUGACUCGCUCUAUGACCUCAGUGAACACCAGAGGUGGGAGUUUGAGAUUAAGAAAUCGAGCGAGGCCACAGGUGGCAGCAGCCCUAACAUGAAGAGAAGGGGCUCUCCAAGUGUCUCACCACCCCAACAGAAGUCUCUACCUGAACAACUGAAGGUUUUCAAAGGCGAUGACCUCAGCACCUGCCAGCCCACCUCUCCUAAAAACAGGAGGAUGCUGUAUUCUGGCUCCACCCACAGCAGCACAUCCAGGCCCUCCUUCCCAGGAAGCCUCUUUCCUGAGUCCUCCCCUAGGCAUCAGCGCAAGGCUCUCAACAUAUCAGAGCCCUUUGCUGUGUCCGUGCCCCUGAGGGUGUCUGCAGUCAUCAGCUCCAACAGCACCCCCUGCAGGGCAACAGGGAAAGAGAGGCCUGCUGCAGCUGCCCUGAAACCCAGCAGAGAGACCUCCCAGUCAGAGCAGAGUGAUAGCAGCGGCAGCUCAAGUUUCAGAGAGCACCCCCUUGUAGAGAGCAGUGUGGGGAGUGAGAGCAGUAUUUACAGUAACAGCAGCUCAACCCCUCUGGAAAAGGAGGUGAGACCAGCAGAGGAGAGGAGCAGAGAGGAGGCAGCUUCCAAAAGUGUGCCAGAAGGAAGUGAAGGAGAGGUGAAAGAGGUUCAAGGGAAGGUGGAAGUAUCUGACCUGAGACAGUCCUCCACUUCCAACACAAGAGAGGAAGAUAAAGAGAAACAGCAAUCUCCUGGGAAUCUGGACAGCCCGCCAACACCACAGCUUGAGACAAAAGAACUGACACAACUGGAUAUGGGAUCUCUACCUAUCAAGGAAGAACUCUGGUGUGAACUCCAUCUUGAGCUGAAAAUCACUGAGCCUGAGCUUGACAUUAUGGAAGAGGAGUUCAUGCCUGUUGUUUGUUCCACCAAGAACACUCGUGAGGAUGUUAAGGCAAAAAGAAGAACCAGUCUUCCAACUCACUCGUUGUUAUAUAAGGGACAGCCUUUGAUGCCCAUCAGGCCUGCAUUGACUGAUCAAAGUGCUUCUACAGUAGCACAUUCAGCAAGAAAGAACUCCUCAGACACACUAUUUCCAUUUGACAAAACAUUACAUUUCAUGGUUGGCACAGAUAUGAAAAAUACACCUCUACAUGCUGCUGAUUCAACAGAUAAAACAGAAAACAAAUCACACAUUUCCCCAAAAUCUAAGCUCACAGAAACAGAUAUACCCAUCAGCGUCAAGCCACGACUUGUGGUUCCUCACCUCGCAGAGCCAAGUUUACGUUCUACUCAACAAAGCCAGGUCAUAAACCAUUUGCAGCCAGGGGAUGACAUAACAUACAUAGGCACGUCUGUAGUAGGGAAAGGAAAAGGGCCAUCGUGGAAAAGUAAAAGUCAAGAUUGGGUCAAAGGGGUUUUCCAUGACGAUGGAAAGAAUGCUUUGUCAGUUGUCAUGGGAGGCAUUGAGAGGCUUUCAAUAUGUUUGGAGGAAAGACCCCACACCUUGGGGCUAGCACGCCAAGAUGAUGAGGAUGGAUGUGGAGGACACUCCGAAUCGGAGGACUUAGAGGAGGAACCUUGGGAGGAGGUCUUCAGCUCCACCAAACAGUGGGUAACCAGUCCUCUUCAUUCACCCACAUUUAAGGAUUUGUUUGGAAAACUAGAUGUGUCAUCGUCUUGUUCUGCGGGAGAAGGUUUGAGCUCCAAAGAUCUAAACGUUCCUCCUCGAUCUAGAGAAGACAAACCAACAAAUGGAUCAUGUCCCGUUAGGAGCAUAGAAGUGUUCCCAGGAAAUAGCUCUCUAGCAUGCAGCGGCAAAACAGAGACCAAAAUCACACAUCCACUUCCGUUACCCGCCAAAACCACCAUGGUCAGUGAUGACGCAAUGAGACCACACAGAGGGAACAGCUGCAUAGCCAAGCAGAAAAACACCACCUCCUCCCAGAGAUUUCACAGACAGACGUCUUAUGAAGCAUGUUAUUCAGAAAAAACUGUGCAGGACAGUUUUUCCAAACACAGACCCUAUUCACUCAAUUUGGAUUUAGGACUUCGAUGUAUCAGAGACAUUUCCAAUCAGCAAAACCUUGAGUCAGCUGAGUUAUCCUCCAUUCAGAGAGGGGCAGUGACCCCGUCUGGGACCAAAUCCAACGGCCUGUCCCAGGAACUGGAGCUGUUCCUGAGCGAUCGCCAGGCCCCUGUGCGCCGGAACUCCGCCCCCGUCAGUGUGUCGUCUGUCAGGACGGCCUUCAUGAUAAAGACUUGCCAGGCCAAAGCCGUGCCUGUCAUCCCCCCAAAGGUGCAGUACAGCCACAUACCUCAUUCCACGAACAAUGAUGCAGGAAAUGAAGCCGAGAAAGAACUCACAAAAACCAGGGGAGAGAAACUAGAUACUGUACCUGUUCUUCCAUCUAUCAGGGAUCUAAAGGAGGAGUUGGAGAAUAAGGAGCCAGCCCCCAAAUCCCAAAUAAGGCAGGCUAUUGCAGAGAAAUCUACAGAGACUAAUAAAACCACAUCUAUUUCAGACCCACUGGUGCUGAGGAGGAAACGCUCCUCCAAUGCAGAGGCCUUUGCUGACUGUCCAAGACCUGAAAGGUCUUCUGUUCUACAAAGACCGUCCUUUAGGAACCGCCAGAGACCACAGAGCCUCAUCUUGUUCAGUCCACCCUUCCCCAUCAUGGAUUACCCACCGCUAGGGGAUGAUGGCAAGCUCCUCCUCCCGCCCAUCAGAAGUCCAACUGAAACAUCAGCACUCGAUGUCUUUUCUAAAGAGAUGGAUGAGAAUCUCAGGACCCCAGAGGGGGUGACCCUGCGGAACAAAAUGACAUUACCCAAGAGUGGACAGAGGCUGGAGACCUCGACCAGCUGCUUUUAUCAGCCACAGAGGAGGUCCAUGAUAUUUGACAAUAGGAGCCACAGGCAGAUUGAAUGAGACACUGGACAGGUUAACCAGUUUCCUAACACUACUCUGGUUAUCCUUCUCCUCAUCCUCCCUGUUCUUGGACUUAUGUAAAUGAUUUUAGCAAUAUUGGGCCUAUAAUUCUACCUUUGGUAUGAAACUAUUCCGGGAAAGGAACCGUUUAUUUGUUUCCAUUGCUCCUACAAUCACUCUGUCCUGCACUAAAAUAAGUAUUCUCGACUAGUGGUGAAGAUUUUAGUCCAAAUCAUAUGCAGUAAUGAUCGAUUAAUAUUCAAAUUAUAUUUUUUGUAUUCAAAUGUUAGACAUGUUUGUAAUAUGCAUAUGAAGGAUAGACAGCCAAAGAAAGGAAAAUGUUACAUCGACCCGUAUUGCCAUUGGUAUUUGAGAAAAUGUCUUUUACUAGUUUGCAUGUCAUCAUUGGUAAUCACAAGAUUGCCUUUUUGUCAAAGAGAGUUGUACCUUCAGUGAUCGCUGCUUUGUUUUUAUUUCUACCUUUCGUCUUACAUAAUUUGUGAACUGAAUAACGACUCCAUACAGUAUGAACCCACUGACGCCCAGCUAUUGUCGCUGCGAUCAGCUUUUAUCCUGACAUAGUAUCAGGGUAGUGUUUUUCCAACAUUCUAAGUAAUGAGAACAGGAGAAAGCAGCUACUUUAGUUGUAAUUGUAUUAUAGACACUAAUGGUAUUUAUUUAUCCAAUUAUGAAUCUAUCGAUAGUCAUUAACACACUUGACCAAUUCUUUGUUGUUGUGGUUUUAUUUGGCUUCAAUUCUAGUAGCCAGACAUUACUUCACCAAUUCUAUAUUGUGUAAUGUUACCAAUACUUAUACUGGUAUGUGUUACCAGUGCUACCAGGGAUUUAUCAGAACUGACAUAGUUGGUGUUCUCUUAAUUGGACUGUAAAGUGACGUUUUGGUCAAGUUUUAGGAUGAGGAGGACAGAUGACAAAAAUACCUAAUGUAAAGUGUCUGUUGUGAUGAAAACAGGCUUUGAAGAGAAACGUUUGCGUUUUAAAGAAAAGGAUAGUGAGAGAAAUGGAUGUGCUGACACUUGUAUUUGUGUGUGAUGCAAGUGCAGAUUGCAAAAAGAGAGGACUCAAACGCUAUGCUUUAAAUGUUGCGAAGAGUUAAACGAAUAUCAGAACAGAGAUGCUAUUUUUUUGCAGCUGUAUUGACAUAAUACUACAUUUGUGACCUGUACAAUUCUGUAUGGACCAAAAUUGGAUGUAUUGUGCAUAGCCACGGAAAGAUAUGAAAAUUCAAAACACGUAUAGGCCUAACAUAUUUUCUAGGGACUUGUUCAUAGAAUGAUUUGUCGUAAUGAUUUAUUUGGAAAAAAAAGCAUGAACUGGCGUACAUCCAGAGAAAAUUAUUUAGUUUAGAGGUGCUGACUAACUGCAAAUAAUCUGUAAGCUAUAAAAAACAAAGAGAGUCGCACACUGUAUAUAUAUAAACUCCCAGUAAUUUAUUGGGUAAAACACCAAAUGUUUCGGCAUAACUGUGACUUCUUUAUUUUUAUGUGUCACAGUUUAUAAUGAUUUAUUUUGACAACAUAGUCAAAAGUUUGGACACAGCUACUCAUUCAAGGGUAUUUCUUUAUUUUACUAUUUUCUACAUUGUAGAAUAAUAGUGAAGACAUCAAAACUAUAAAUAACCCAUAUGGAAUCAUGUAGUAAUAAAAAAAAGUGUUAAACAAAUCAAAAUA
Molecule: messenger RNA, 6414 nt
Organism: Salvelinus fontinalis (brook trout)
Lineage: Eukaryota; Metazoa; Chordata; Actinopteri; Salmoniformes; Salmonidae
Product: rho GTPase-activating protein 31-like
Exons: 12
Coding region: 656-4723 (1355 amino acids)
Biological process (GO): small GTPase-mediated signal transduction
Molecular function (GO): GTPase activator activity
Source: RefSeq, a predicted model, not a curated record